Epinephelus lanceolatus (giant grouper) is the source of this 2201-nucleotide messenger RNA. RefSeq names its product gap junction protein epsilon 1a (gene gje1a). Gene Ontology annotation, cellular component: connexin complex. NCBI's taxonomy places the organism in Eukaryota, Metazoa, Chordata, Actinopteri, Perciformes, Serranidae. Gene Ontology annotation, biological process: cell-cell signaling. The record is from RefSeq and is a predicted model, not a curated record. Gene Ontology annotation, molecular function: gap junction channel activity.
CUGGUGUCGGCCUUUAACUGGUGCCAGCAGCAAACCGGCCAUGAGGGUCCAGAGCAGCCCUGGAAUUAAACAGGGGACAUCAACAGGCAAACCAUGUCUUUAAACUACAUCAAAAACUUCUAUGAAGGAUGCCUCAGGCCUCCUACGGUGAUAGGCCAGUUCCACACCUUGUUCUUCGGCUCGGUGCGGAUGUUCUUCCUGGGCGUUCUUGGCUUUGCUGUCUACGGAAAUGAGGCACUGCACUUCAGCUGCGACCCCGAUCGCCGAGAACUCAACCUGUACUGCUACAACCAGUUCAGACCCAUAACACCUCAGGUCUUUUGGGCGUUACAACUGGUAACAGUGCUGGUUCCUGGAGCGGUCUUCCACCUCUACGCAGCCUGUAAGAACAUUGACCAGGAGGAGAUCCUCGAACGACCGAUCUACACCGUCUUCUACAUCAUUUCUGUUCUUCUACGCAUCAUUCUGGAAGUCAUCGCUUUUUGGCUACAGAGCCACCUCUUUGGCUUCCAGGUCCACCCGCUGUAUAUGUGUGAUGCCAGUGCUUUGGAAAAGGUCUUUAAUGUGACUAAGUGCAUGGUGCCCGAACACUUUGAAAAAACCAUCUUCCUCAGUGCCAUGUACACCUUCACUGUGAUCACCAUACUUCUCUGUGUUGCUGAGAUAUUUGAGAUACUCUGCCGACGGCUUGGCUAUCUCAGCAACCAAUGACACAUACACACAUGCAUACAUAAAAUGACUAAGGGUGAAAAUAUAUGACACUUAUUCUGCCAGUUUUUAUCGGGCUCUUGGUUAGCUACUGCUGGACUUUUAUGAAGCAGGAAGCUGGCGUAAGAGCAUAACCUCACCUGUGGUCCAUCGUGAGUGAGUUGCACCAAGAAAUCUGAGAAUGUGCAACAAUGUCAUAGCUGGCUAGUCUGAAAUAUUCUCUAGGUGUUUUUUGCCCUUAACUAUAGAGUGAUCAUCCCUAGUCGUAUUUCAGAUAUCAGUGGGUCUGUACUGGCUGUGUCCAGGGGUCUUGUAUGGACGUGAUGGCCAGAGAAUAUGCACCUCUGACUCUGAACCGUUGGAGGAUGGGAAAGAAAGAUUUCUGUUUUUAUUUUUUCCACAAGAUGACUGAAGGACAGGCAUCAACUUCAGGGUGCUACUAAUACCUUUGACCAUGGUUGAAUUAGAGCACAAGGAAGGCGUAGUUUGUCAUGAACUUGGUGGCCCAUAACAGUUUGAGGGUCCCUCGACCCUGUUCUUGUUGUUGUACCAAGUUGUACCUCAGAUCAGAUACUCUUACAAAGAAACACUCUGGAAGCAUCAGCUGCACACAUUUUUGCCAAAUGUUUAAGGGCCUGGAGUGCACUAAACACAUCAAGGUUCAUCGACCAAACUUGAUGCACCUUUGUUGGGCUAUGUUCCCUUAUGGCAUGCCAACAAUGAACCUAAAAAGCUCUUUUUCAGGAGAUUUCAGAAAGCUUUUAUGAAAAGGUACAAAGUUUUAAUGUAACAUGCUAACAGCCAACAAUGCAAAUGUUUUAGCUACACACAUAAUUCUGUAUGAAAGUGCAGAUAAACACUAUAGUCUCGCUUGUCUUCCUGGUGCUGAUCAAACAUGACAAGCAGAUUAUAGAGCUGGCAAUGGAUUAUCACUCAUGUCAUUCUUAAGACACUGUGAUCCAGUAACCUUACCCAUGGGCCAGUGAACUGCAGGUGCCAGUGUUCCUGACACUUCCAUGUGUGACAGUUAUCGCUUCCAAUAUGUGUCUGUUAUUGCUUCCAGCUGGUUCUGACCUUUACUUCCAUCAACAUGAGUGCCGCAACUUUGUUGUUGACUUUUUGAUGGAGGUUGUCUGCCUUUUCAGAUAUGUGUUUCAGCUUGGCGGGUCUUAAACAACCUUCAGCUUGACUUGCUGUCUCAAAACAGGCCCCCCAACUCAUGCACCAGAAAGGCUAAAAUUAUGAUGCCAUCACUAAAAAUGGUAUCACUCUUUGAGGGUAAAGCUCUCCCCAUAGAUAAAAAGCAUUUAAUGGGUUGAUGUAAUAGUCUAAAGAUAAUAAUUAAACACUUUCUGGCUUUUAUUUUGAAACUUUAAAGAAAUUUAUAGUCUGAAGAAUCAGCGACUUACACAAAAAUAUUAUUGAAAUUUGGAUAUACAAAUGUGUUGGAAUGAAAACAUAUAAAAUAUUUAACAAUUGUAAAAAAAAAAAAA